Mercenaria mercenaria is the source of this 2809-nucleotide messenger RNA. RefSeq names its product zinc finger protein 888-like. Gene Ontology annotation, molecular function: DNA-binding transcription factor activity; RNA polymerase II cis-regulatory region sequence-specific DNA binding. Gene Ontology annotation, biological process: regulation of transcription by RNA polymerase II. The coding region runs from base 57 to 1430 and encodes 457 amino acids. The transcript is spliced from 2 exons. NCBI's taxonomy places the organism in Eukaryota, Metazoa, Mollusca, Bivalvia, Venerida, Veneridae. The record is from RefSeq and is a predicted model, not a curated record.
ACCAUUUGCUGACAAUUUGACUUGCAAAUCAAUCGGUUAAUUUAAUAUAUUUCACGAUGUAUGCAGAUGUCAACAAACAAGUCAUUUCCGAUGCUAAUUUUUGUAGCGAUCAGGAUAUAUCAGGGAAAAGUAAAGUAACAAGUAUAGAUACUGAAAAUCAAACUAUAUUGAAACUGCAGACCAAAGAAGAGAAAGUGUACAAGACUGACAUUCCAUGUAAUACUACUAACAAAAAACAUGUAGGAGAGAAAUGCUUUAUGUGUGAUAUUUGUGAUUAUACGUGUAGUACAGACAGUUAUCUGAAAAAACACAUGAGAAUACAUACAGGAGAGAACUACUUCAAAUGUGAUACAUGCGAGUACUCCAGUAAUUUAAAAUAUAAUUUGAAGAUUCAUAUGAAGAAACAUACAAGAGUAAAAUCUCUUAAAUGUGACGUUUGUAAUUAUGCAUGCUAUCACAGAGGUCAUCUGAAGAUACAUAUGAGAAAACAUGCAGGAAAGAAAUACUUCACAUGUAAUGUUUGUGAAUACGAAUGUAAAUCAGGUAGUGAUUUGAAGAGACAUAUGAAAAUACAUACAGGAGAGAAGUCUUUUAAAUGUGAUGUUUGUGAUUUCGCUAGCUAUUCAAGAGGAAAUCUGAAGGCACAUAUGAGAAUACAUACGGGAGAGAAAUCUUUUAAAUGUGACGUUUGUGAUUACGCUAGCUAUACAAAUGGAAAUCUGAAGGAACAUAUGAGAAUACAUACAGGAGUGAAAUACUUUAAAUGUGACAUUUGUGAAUACGGCUGUAAUUCAGGCAGUAAUUUAAACAAACAUAAGAGGUUACAUACAGGAGAAUGCUUUAAAUGUGAUACAUGUGAUUACACCAGUAAUACAAACUAUAGUUUGAAGAGACAUAUGAGAAUACAUACAGGAGUUAAAUCUUUCAAAUGUGAAGUUUGUGAUUAUGCAUGCUAUUCAAAUGGAGAUUUGAAGGUACAUAUGAGAAUGCAUACAGGAGAAUGCUUUAAAUGCGAUACAUGUGAUUACACCAGUAGUACAAACUAUAGUUUGACGAGACAUAUGAGAAAACAUACAGGCGAGAAACCUUUUAAAUGUGACGUGUGUGAUUAUGCAUGCAGUUCAAAUGGAAAUUUGAAGGUACAUAUGAGAAUACAUACAGGAGAGAACUGCUUCAAAUGUGAUUCAUGCGAUUACACUGGUAAUACAAAGUAUAGCCUGAAGACACAUAUGAGAAUACAUACAGGAGUGAAAUCUUUUAAAUGUGACGUUUGUAAUUACGCAUGCUAUCAAAGCAGUAAUCUGAAGAGACAUAUGAAAAAACAUUUAAGAAAGGAAUACUUCAAAUGUAAUGUCUGUGAAUACAGAUGUAAUUCAGGCAGUAUUCUUAAGACACAUAUGAGACUACAUACAGGAGAGAAAAUGUUUUAAAUGCCACACAUGAAUCUAAUUCAAGCAGUAGUCUAAAGUUUCAUAUGAGAAAACAUAUGUCACAUUGUGAGUGAAAUCUUUUGAAUAUGAGAAUACACACAAGAGUGAAAUCUUUUAAAUGUGAUAUAUGUGAUUAUGCAUGUUAUAAGGAAGCAGACAGGGGAGAAAACUUUUAAAUGUUAUCUUUGUGAUUAUGAAUGUUAUCAAAACCGUGAUUUGAAAGCACGUACAGAGAAUACAACAGAAAAGAAAUGCUUCAAGUGUGAUACUUGUGGUUAUAUGUGUUAUAAAAUGAGUCACAUAUGAGAGUCCAUACAGGAGAAAAAGCAUUACGUGUGAUGUUUGAAUAUGCAUGUAAUACAAACUAAUCUGAAGUUACAUCAGAGAAUGCAUUCAGGAGGGAAAUAAUUUAAAUGUGAUUGUCAUUACAUGUGUAUUUCAAAUAGUUAUCUGAACAACCAUGUGAGAAAACAUACAGAAGAGAAAUAAUUCACAUUUAAUAAAAUCUGUAAAUACAUGUAUGUAAUUAUGCAAGAAAUAAAGACAGUAAUCUGCUAACACAGAUGAGAAUACAUAUUGGAGGGAAGAAUUAUUUUAACUGUUGAUAAACAUGGGGUAAUUAAAAAUGUAAUUGUAAUCAAUCACAAUUAAAUUACAUUUCCGAAGUAAUUGAAUGUACUUUGUAAUUGGGUCAUUUAUCAAUUACAUUUAAUUGUAAUUUAAUUAAUUACCGAGCAGUUUUAGGAUGUAUUUGACAAUUACAUAAAAUUCAAUUACUUCCCAAUUACAUGGCACAUGCUAAUCCAAUUUGUUGAACAAAUAGUACUGUACGUAUAUAUAUACGUUUAUUACCAGUGACACUUCACUUUAACAUGCUAAUUUGCAUUUCGUAGCUGUGAAAAAAAAACAAUAGAAUAUUGUGAUAGAUGUUAAUCCCUUGGACAUAGCUCCUUUGUUCCGAUAUAAUUGUUUUAUUAGAACCAACUGGUAAUCUUUGUUGAUGUUUGUCACUAUGGUUUGGAGAAAAUGAUCAAAUUAUGAUUUGAAAUUGUUAUAAGCAUCAUUAUUAUUUACAUUUUUAUCGGAGCAAAAGUUGAAAUGCUUAGCAUUUAGUUUAAUCAUUUUUUAUCUGUGAUAAAAUUUGUUGUAUUAAAUGAUACGAACAACAUAGCAUUUGACACCACAGUUGUACAAGAUAAAAAAUAUUAUUAUUAUUAUAGACAUUAUGAGUAUUCUACAGUUUUAGUGACAUAGAUAUUCUAGGAUGGCUCAUGAAUGUUUUGCAACUUAUUUUCAGUGUGGCCCUUCAGAUAACAUUGUAGUGUAAGAAUAAAAUUUUAAAUAUAUAUGUUUAAAAUGAAAAUGAUUAAACACUUCAC